Molecule: messenger RNA, 489 nt
Organism: Pocillopora meandrina
Lineage: Eukaryota; Metazoa; Cnidaria; Anthozoa; Scleractinia; Pocilloporidae
Source: the annotation of a GenBank genome assembly
AUGGCUUUCAAGACAUUUCUGUGUCACUUUGUCCAUGGACAUGAAACAUGGGCUGAUUACCUAACAUAUAUGGAACAAGAUGGCGCUAGGGGUGACCACCUCAUUCUCUGCGCAGCAGCAAAUUGCUUUGAAACUUGCAUUCAUGUGGUCAGCAGUCUACACGAUGAUGUAGUCAUUAGGCCACAUUCUUCUGUUGACGAAAGCAAACCUCUAGUACUGGGACAUAUUCAUGAGGUACACUAUGUCAGUGUUUAACCCAUACAAGGUAAGAAGGAAAAAGCAAACAUCACGCACUUUUCAACUGGAAAACGAUGAAGAUAUCGAUCAAUUUUCAUCCGUAGCGCAGUUCAAAAACCACAUUUUUUUGCGUAAGGCACUAGCAGUGACGUAGGGAGCCACCGACGAACUGUCUCGUAUUCUCGAAUCACUGGGAUGGUUAGUUAGUCGAUUUUUUUAGACUUAACGGUGGGAAAGUACCAAACGCCCUGA